Messenger RNA from Epithele typhae, 1020 nucleotides. RefSeq lists its product as uncharacterized. Bases 1 to 1020 code for a protein of 339 amino acids. The record is from RefSeq and is a predicted model, not a curated record. NCBI's taxonomy places the organism in Eukaryota, Fungi, Basidiomycota, Agaricomycetes, Polyporales, Epitheliaceae. Gene Ontology annotation, biological process: carbohydrate metabolic process. Gene Ontology annotation, cellular component: extracellular region. Gene Ontology annotation, molecular function: cellulose binding. The transcript is spliced from 10 exons.
AUGUUCUCGCAGUCUCUAUUUGCUUUUCUCGCGCUCUUCACUGGGCUCGCGCACGCGGGCACCAAGAUCUGGGACGGCAAGUGCUUCAGAUCCUUCAACUCGUUCACCAACGUCUCCGACUUUGACAAAUGGUCAUGGUCAAGUGAAGUUGGGACUUACCAAUGGUACAUCCACGGCACCCAGCCGACUUCGCACUACCUCGCGCUCGACCCGACGUACAAGAACCCUGCCGACACCUCUGAGAAGAAUGGUCUCCGGAUGACCAUCGACUCUACCGCUACUUGGAACUCGCAGAUGGAGCGGUGUGAACUGAUUCCUCGGACGACCGAGAACCUGGGCCAGGGCAACUUGUUCUACCACUUCUCACUCAUGCACGAUGCCAGCAACCCUCCUGAUUCGACCCUGGAGCACCAGAUCUUCUUCUUUGAGUCCCACUUCACAGAGAUGAAGUAUGGAGUCUCCCCUAACCCAACCCAGCUCGAGUGGCACGUGUCCGGCCAGCCCAAAUGGAGCACGCCCUUCGUCGCCGGGAGCUGGUACAACUUCGCGUACGACAUCGACACCGCGCCCCGCCGCCAGUUCUCCGCACAGACGGUCGGACUGUGGGCGUCGAACGGCUCGACCCCGCUCGUGAAGGUGAUGAGCAACGUCGCGGCGGGGACGUCGACCAACUCGGAGGAUUUCCACGUCGGCGUGCUCCGGAUCGUCAACAGUGCGACGCCCGAGCACUGGUACAUGUCCGGGGUCUACAUCGAGAGCGGGCCGAUCACGACGAGCGUCGGCUCCGGCUCCAGCUCGUCCACGACGUCCUCGGGCGGCGGGAGCACGACGACCGCACCGCCGUCGAGCUCGUCGUCGUCGAGUUCGACGACGUCGGUGAGCUCGACUACGACCGCGGCGGGGCCGACGCAGACGCAGUGGGGCCAGUGCGGAGGGACUAACUACGAUGGUCCGACGACGUGCGCGAGCCCGUUCACUUGCAAGGCCGUCUCGCCUCCGUACUACUACCAGUGUCAGUAG